This is a messenger RNA of Tilletiopsis washingtonensis, 1159 nucleotides long. Its product is annotated as Di-trans-poly-cis-decaprenylcistransferase. The record is from RefSeq and is a predicted model, not a curated record. Gene Ontology annotation, cellular component: dehydrodolichyl diphosphate synthase complex; membrane; endoplasmic reticulum. The transcript has 2 exons. NCBI's taxonomy places the organism in Eukaryota, Fungi, Basidiomycota, Exobasidiomycetes, Entylomatales. Gene Ontology annotation, molecular function: ditrans,polycis-polyprenyl diphosphate synthase [(2E,6E)-farnesyl diphosphate specific] activity. Bases 15 to 875 code for a protein of 286 amino acids.
GCCUCUCGCCGGCCAUGUCGCAGGGCGUGUCCGCCGCCGAUGCGGCGCGGCUGCUGCUGCUGCCCUUCACCUUCCUCCUCUCGCUCCUCACCUCGCCCGCGCGGCGUCUCCUCCUCGCGCUCCUCUCGCUCGGGCCCAUCCCGCGGCACAUUGCGUUCAUCAUGGAUGGCAAUCGUCGUUGGGCCACCUCGCAGCCCAUCCCGCUCCCCGUGCGCGCAGGACACAUCAGCGGCUUCUCCGCACUCAAGACGGUGCUCGAGGCGUGUCUCGAGCUGCGUGGUCUCGACACGGUGACGGUGUACGCAUUCGCCAUCGACAAUUUCAAGCGCAGCGAAGAGGAGGUGCAGGCACUCAUGGGCCUCGCGAAGCGCAACCUCAUGGAGCUGGCCGGGCACGGCGAGCUGCUGGCGCGCCACUCGGUGCGCCUGCGCAUCGUCGGGCGCCGCAAACUGCUGCCGCCCGACGUGCGUGCUGCCGUGGAACGAGUGGAGGAAGUCACUCGGCGCAACCAUCGCGCCACGCUCAACGUGUGCAUUCCGUAUGCGUCGCGCGACGAGAUGGCAGGGGCGGUGAGGGAGCUGGUGGCGGACACGCUGUCGAGCAAGGCAGAGGCGGAGGAGGCAGAUAGAGGCAUCACGUGCGAUGCCCUCGAGGCUCGCAUGAUGCUGGCACACUCGCCGCCCGUCGAUGUGCUCGUGCGCACGUCGGGCGUGUAUCGCUUGAGCGACUUUAUGCUGUGGCAGUGCGCCGAGCACACGCACCUGCACUUCACCAAGCGCUACUGGCCGCUCUUUGGCCUGCGCGAGCUCGUGCCCAUCAUCCUCGACUACCAGCGCGCCGAGUUUCGCAGGCAGCUGUGGGAGUGGGCGCGGUAGUAAUGCGACGCCACAUGAGAGAGCAGAGCGGCGCGGCGCAGAGAGAGGGCUAGGCGUCUCAUUGGUGCGUCGCGAGAGAGUACUGUUACAUUCGCCGAGGCGCGGUGAUGGGGGUAGUGUGACGGCGGUAGGCGGCGUGGAGAAGGGAUGGGGGAAGCGCACGAGCCGGGCGCGCUUCAUGGGAGUGAAGCCGCACAGCUCUGCAACAGAAAGAGGAAGAGCGAGGCUUGGCGGCGGCGCAGGCGCGCCUCGCGAUGAGAAGAGGAAGAAUGAGGGAUGCGUGC